This is a messenger RNA of Capsicum annuum, 1513 nucleotides long. Its product is annotated as 1-aminocyclopropane-1-carboxylate oxidase homolog 12. The transcript is spliced from 3 exons. The coding region runs from base 124 to 1257 and encodes 377 amino acids. NCBI's taxonomy places the organism in Eukaryota, Viridiplantae, Streptophyta, Magnoliopsida, Solanales, Solanaceae. The record is from RefSeq and is a predicted model, not a curated record.
GACUUCUUGGCUUUGAAUUCUGAUGGAUAAUAAUCUAAUAAGCGUCGUUAUUAUAUCCUCAAUCUUUCACAAGAAAUGUUGCUUCCAUAGUCAAAGGUUGUGGUUUCCUUUAGAGCAAGUAAAAUGGCUGGCUCGAAUAAUGGCAGAAGUCGGCUAGAUGAUAGUUCCGAAUAUGAUAGGAAAAGUGAAGUUCAAGCCUUUGAUGAUUCGAAGGUUGGUGUCAAGGGAAUUUUGGAUGCUGGUGUUACAAAGUUACCGCGUAUGUUCUUGCACAACCAGCCUGUGAUUGAAAAUAAAUUGGACUCCGAUGCAGCUACUAAGUUUAGCAUUCCAGUCAUAGAUUUUGAAGGUCUGAGAAAAAAUGCAGCUCAGCGAGCUGAUAUUGUUCAAGAAAUAAGGGAUGCUUGUGAAAACUGGGGAUUUUUCCAGAUUGUCCACCAUGAAAUCCCAUCAAGUGUUAUGGAGGAGGUACUAGAAGGUGUUCGCCAUUUUCAUGAGCAGGAUACUGAGGUGAAGAAAGAGUUCUACUCCCGUGAUGUUACGAGAAAGUUCACCUACAAUACCAAUUAUGAUCUACACAAAGCACCAACCGCUAACUGGAGGGACACCUUUUACUGUGUCAUGGCUCCUAAUCCUCCCAAUCCAAAAGAAAUUCCAAAGGUUUGCAGAGACGUUAUGUUCAAAUACAUGGAGUAUGUGAUGAAACUGGGGCUUACUCUAUAUGAGCUACUCUCUGAAGCUCUAGGACUUGAACCAAAUCACUUGAAAGACAUAGAAUGUGCGAAGGGGCUUUUCAUAGCUGGCCAUUAUUAUCCGGCAUGCCCUGAACCAGAUUUCACUUUAGGUCUAAGCGAUCACACCGAUAGCGGAUUCUUGACUAUUUUAUUACAGGAUCAAAUUGGUGGCCUCCAAGUCUUCCAUAAAAAUCACUGGAUUGAUGUUCCUUUCAUGCGUGGAGCUGUAAUAGUGAACAUUGGAGACUUAAUGCAGCUGAUCACAAAUGAUAAGUUCAAAAGCGUUCAUCACAGAGUGCUGGCUAAAAAUGCCGGACCAAGAAUUUCAGUGGCAAGUCUUUUCAGAAUGCAGUUUCAAGAAGGCAGUGAAUCAAGACUGUAUGGGCCAAUCAAGGAGUUGUUAUCAGAAGAAAAUCCUCCAAAGUACCGGGAACCAAGCAGAAAAGAUUAUAUCGCUUAUCUAUACAACAAAGGGCUCGAUGGAACUUCUUUGCUGUCACAAUAUUUCAAAUUACAGAAAUAGUAACCGGCUCAGUAGAAAUGUUUCAUAAUCUUCCUAGGGUUUUACUCUUUGGCUGUGUUGUUCUGCUUGUGAGUUCACUUGAAAUUCUUGUUUCUAUUCUGUAUAUACUGAAAGUGUUGUUCAUCUAAUGAAAUUUAGAAGAGUGGUUUCUUGAACACAAAAAAUGUCGAAAAAUAUGUUAAGAGUUAUACAUUGUCAAUAAUUUUUAGCCUUCUGAGUUGUAACCAGAUCAAAUGACAUGAUCUUCAUUUUAGCU